GCUUCCCGAACAAGCAUGCAAAAGAACAAACAAUUCUCCGACGCCGUCUCGACGUGCACCGCACUGCAUGUCCUGGCGUGGUGAAACUCGAGCCAUUGCCAAGCCAUUUAACCACCGGCGUUAGACGCUCGACACACAAUCGCCCCAAACCCCCUCUUCAGCUCCGCGAUUUGACCGGGAAGACACUGGCCCUGGCCUCUGGAAGACGAUGCCCGUAUGAGGCACACGUCAUGUCGUCUCCAGCUGCCCCGACAACCUCGCCAAAGCGCGCGGCGUCGACCAACCCCCGGCGCGCCUUCACAGUCCCUGCGCGCAUCGCAAACAGGCCCUCGUCAGUGCCGCCACCUUCACAUGGUUCCGACGGCAUCGAGACGCUGUUCAUAUGCUCCAGCUCCAAGAUUGUCUCUUUCACAGCCGCGAGCCCUUCAAGGCGCCAGUCCCCCUCGCGCCGCACUAAUGGCAGUGUCGGCGCAUCGCCUUCCAUAGCCUGGAAGACGCCGACAGAGCGCACACUAGCAGUUGGCAUCCUCCGUAUUUAUCGUGUCAUAACAUCCAACGUCUCUUUCCUCAACUCGGGCAACCUCCUGCACACCAUAUUCCCCCGUUCGCAAUGCUGGUGUGUCGACGACCAGUCAAUAUUCGUGCUGCGCAUCCGACAGGACUCGUACUACCGCAUAGAACUGCCAUAUGAGACGGAAGAGGACAAAGAGAAGGUCGCACAGCUGAGAACAGCCCUCGACCAGCUGCUACAAUACGAGAAGACGCAAUGUCCCUUCACCCGCGGUUUCGAAGACAACCUCCCUGAGCGGCCGACUUCACCACCACGAAACCGACCGACAUCGAGAACACCUACUUCCAAGGCGAAGAAGUGGUUGUUCGAUAGGACAUGGGUCCCCGAGGAUGGCUCACGGCCUUCUACUCCUGUAGAAAGUGUAGACUCUGCUGUCGCCCCCUAUGACGACGACGAUCGCUCGAGCAUACACACCGACACCAGUGAAACUGUAUCAGAGGUUUCUUCAUGGAAGCCUCCACGCAGGCUGUCUGUAAGGGAGCGUGCCAUGUCCUUUCAAAGUCUACGGUCAGCCACAAUGCCACUCGGCCCCAGAAGACUUCGAUCAGUGUCUUCUAUGCAACACAUUGUCGAGUCGUCAAAAGAGGAGGAAAAGCCCAUCGAGCCCAAGAAGGAGGUGGUCGAGCGAAAGGAUUUGAUUGAGGUCGCCAGCCCCAAGAAAAGCCCAGAACCUUUCUACUCGUUGGACGAAUCCACUCCGCCCACGCCAUUCUACGAUGCGCAGUCCGAGUUUCUUGAUCUUUACGAUGCCCACGCCGAACUCCUCAACACCUGGGCGGCUAUCCCUGCGAUGAAGGACGAGUCGAGGGGACGGGCCAGACACCGUCGUCAGUAUUCUGAAAGCACUGUGCGAGCGGAACCCACCACUCCGAUCACACCCAUAAUCAUGUUCCAUCCUAGCACGACAUCGACGCCAUCAACUCCACCACUUGUCAGCGAUUCAGAUGAAGAUAGUGUGGAGCUCCCGGGCACAGAUGCAGCCACUCCACCAGACGCGAUGCGGAAGAAGAAACUGACGGGUGCUUCUCAAAAGCGAGCCUUUUCUCCAAUGCCUCCAUCACAAGCCCUCUUCCGCCGACCCAGCGCCACACCUACACGAGAGUUCACAAAUGCUCUAGUACGCAAGACGUGUGAAAUUGUGCUUGGACCCCCAGCGCAUCUGGUCUCACUCAUGCUCCGCAUCGCUGCCAACAUGUCGACUGGCUUUAAUUUCAGCACAUACGGGGUGCAGCGCGCAGAGACGGCACCUAGCACUUGGGAGUCGAGCGACGAGGUCGAGUGGCCCGAAGAGGAUGAUUUCGGCAUUCCCCUUAAUAACCAUGGGGAGCCAAUAGCCCGUAGACGAACAUUUACUAGCGAAGCGGGUCGCUGAAUGGAAGCGACGACGAGAGUUUGAGGACAACCACUGGACGUAUGUACCUCACAGACGAUACCAAGCGUGGUACAUGAUUUCAUGUCUGCAUUUACACGAUGAGGCGAUUUGGAUUUCUUUUUGGGAUAGCUUGCAUGGCAUUUGUACGAUUUUCGUCACUUCUUUGGAACAGCAUAUAUGAUUGUAAUAUAACGGCGAGCAUGACGACGGAGCAUAUACGGACGAAUACGAUGAAGCAUCACCUGCACACAUCCCACAUGAGCGUCUCAUGCACUGGCCAGCCACCUGUCUCUUUUUCGCGGCGACGGUGUGCUCUCCGUCGGCGGCAGAUCAAGUCAUGGUAUCGUCGAUGGCGGGACCUUGCAGGAAAUUGGUGUAUGACACGCUGAGGUCUUGAGCAAAUCUUAACAGCUGCAGUCGAGUUUAGCGCCGCAGAAAAAGCUGCAAGAGCGUCACCUGAUCAUGCGGCCGGCCCCU
This is a messenger RNA of Dothidotthia symphoricarpi CBS 119687, 2420 nucleotides long. RefSeq lists its product as uncharacterized. Bases 231 to 1943 code for a protein of 570 amino acids. NCBI's taxonomy places the organism in Eukaryota, Fungi, Ascomycota, Dothideomycetes, Pleosporales, Dothidotthiaceae. Gene Ontology annotation, cellular component: extrinsic component of intraperoxisomal membrane. The transcript has 2 exons. Gene Ontology annotation, biological process: peroxisome inheritance. The record is from RefSeq and is a predicted model, not a curated record.